Messenger RNA from Lathyrus oleraceus (garden pea), 753 nucleotides. RefSeq lists its product as uncharacterized. Gene Ontology annotation, molecular function: RNA-DNA hybrid ribonuclease activity; nucleic acid binding. The transcript has a single exon. The coding region runs from base 1 to 753 and encodes 250 amino acids. Lineage: Eukaryota; Viridiplantae; Streptophyta; Magnoliopsida; Fabales; Fabaceae. The record is from RefSeq and is a predicted model, not a curated record.
AUGGACCCUAUAAAGUAUAUAUUCGAAAAUCCUUCUAUUUUUGGUAGAAUUACAUGGUGGAAAAUGUUGUUAACCAAAUAUGAUAUCCAAUAUGUGACCCAGAAAGCAAUAAAGGGGAGUGUUAUGUCGGACUACCUUUCCCACCUACCUGUGGAAGGUUAUCAACCAUUGAGGUUCGACUUUCCAGACGAAGACAUCAUGUUUAUCAGAGACUUCAUUAUGCCAAGAUCUAAGAUAAUCCCUGAGGAAGGCCCCGAACCAGGAUCGCGAUGGACACUCGUGUUCGUCGGUGCUUCCAAUGCUCGUAGUCAUGGCAUAGGUGCGGUUAUCACUUCUCCAACCGGUUUCCACCUUCCAUUUACCACCAGAUCAUGUUUUGACUGCACUAACAAUAUGGCAGAAUAUGAACCAUGUAUCUACGGUUUUGAGGCGGCCAUCGACUUAAGGAUCAAGAUUCUUGAUGUGUAUGGUGAUUCAUCUCUGGUAAUAAGUCAGGUAAAAGGUGAUUGGGAGACUCACGAUAGCAAGUUGAUACUCUAUAAAGAGCAUAUUAGAAAACCGGUACCCUACUUUGAUGAAAUAUCUUUUCAUCAUAUUCCCAGGGAAGAAAAUCAGUUAGCAGAUGCUCUAGCUACAUUGGCAUCUAUGUUCAAAGUCAAAUGGAAGAAUGAAGCGCCAACUAUCCAUAUUGACCACAUAGAUGAACCAACAUAUUGUCUAGCAAUUGAGGCUAAUCCUGAUGAUAAGCCCUAG